Messenger RNA from Suillus discolor, 1852 nucleotides. RefSeq lists its product as uncharacterized. Gene Ontology annotation, molecular function: protein binding. Bases 97 to 1527 code for a protein of 476 amino acids. The record is from RefSeq and is a predicted model, not a curated record. The transcript is spliced from 4 exons. NCBI's taxonomy places the organism in Eukaryota, Fungi, Basidiomycota, Agaricomycetes, Boletales, Suillaceae.
CAUAAACAGAUGCUGGGACUCACAGGAACCUCCAGCCGUACCACGAGGCAAUAGGAUUUCUCAGGUGUAUGUUCAAUUGCAAAGUUCACCGCUAAUAUGUGCCUUUCCCUCGACUCUCUUGAUGAUGAUACCCUCCUUGGCGUCUUUUCUGCACUGACAGUUCCAGAUGUGCUCAACCUGAGACAAACAUGUCGUAGACUGCUAUUCUUCUCAAGUCAGCAGAUUGUAUGGCAGAAUAUUGGUUCUUCUCAGAUAUUGCAGCAGGGCAUACCCUUCUCUAAGAAACCACUCUCGAGUUUCUCUGUUCGUGAUCUAGAGGAGAGAGUACGCCGUGCCUACCAUCUUGGGGAAGCUUGGAAAGCUCCUUCAAUUACAUUUCGCGCGUCUAGCUUCGCAGCGAGCAGGGGGGGCCCUAUUCAAGACAUCCACUUCAUUCCUGGCUAUGAUCGGAGAUGGCUCAUCACAGUUUCCCAGGGUAUCUGGUCGAUGAUCACACUCUGGGAUCGCCGUAACUUGGCGCGAGUCACUUCCUGGUCCCCCGAAAAGGCUGUUUUCUCUAAUCUAGCAGUGAACACGUCUGAAGACUGUGAAGCUACUCUCGCGGUGUCAUUGCACAGAUACGACUCCGUUGUGGUUGAGAUAUUAGCUAUCACGUCUACAGUGCCAGACUCUCCGCCGGGGUUUGAAUGUGUUGCCCGACUCAACACGUUGCGUCAACCAAUCGCUAUGUGUGGGUCCUUAGUGGCCUUAGCUGACGAUGAAGCCGAAACAAUAAUCUGGAACUGGAAAACGCAGGAGUACGCGGUCUUGCAAAGUCCCGUCGAAGCGGACCUUUGGAGGAAUAAAUGCACUCAAAUCGUCUUUGCAUACAAGACCAUCCUUGUUGUCAGAGCUCGUUCAGUUCAUGCAUUUGCAGAGCCAAAACUGGCAUCACAUCCCAACACAUGUGUCCACCAUCCUUAUGCCCAGAGUACAUUUGGCUGGGUGGACGGUAUCUUUGUCUCUAAUCCGCCAUUUUCGCCUAAGGACCCCACAAGAAUGGAGGGACAGCCUCUGUCAAUUAUCGUGCGUACGAAGAAUGAUGACCCGUGGUCAUCCACGUUCAAGAUUCAACUCUGGACUUUGAGUCCGAUGACCUCGUCCCAUCAAACUACUGUCGAUGGGCCAUACUACAAUUUUCCUCCUUCUAUGACUAAAGAAAUCGUCACCCCACGUCGGGGUGCCUUACGAUGCACCGACAUGGUGCUCGGUCCGUAUGGGACUGCAGUCUGGGUACAACCAGAAGACUCUUCAGUUGCGGGCCUAAUCUCUUCAAACGUUCACCUGCAAAAUAUGCCUGUGCCACAGUCUCACGAAACACUCGUCGCCGCUGCCUUCCCUGGAUUACUCAAUACUCAAGGUGAACCGCAGGUCAAGUCAUCGUGGAAGAAUUAUGGCAAGAAUUGGACAUGUCUUGAUUACGACGAGGAAAGAGGCUGCGUCGUACUAGGCUCGGCUGCUGGUGCUGUCACUAUCCUAGAUAUUUAAAAUACAGUCCAUGUCAGUGUCUGGCUCUAAAUAUUCGGGGAUGCAACUGGCAAUUUGUAUGCUCCCGAGGGAUACGCUAAAUUUCUGUCAUGCCAACUUUUAGCUCAAAAUCUCUGGUAGUUGGAAACAUGACGUUGGAAGCAGCAAUGGUAUAGACUCUCAUAUCAUCCUGAUUCCAUGGAAGUACUUGAUUUCCUUUGGAGGUUGUCAUUCCUAGCCUCGGCGAGUCCUCGUUGGAAUGAAAGGACUGCGUGGCCACGCAUAAAAUUACUCACUAAUGUAAGCGCAGAAGGCUAUUCGUGCACUUUCAAAAUAAAUAACCGAC